Molecule: messenger RNA, 560 nt
Organism: Aspergillus heteromorphus CBS 117.55
Lineage: Eukaryota; Fungi; Ascomycota; Eurotiomycetes; Eurotiales; Aspergillaceae
Exons: 1
Coding region: 208-393 (61 amino acids)
Source: RefSeq, a predicted model, not a curated record
CCCGAAGGCACCGGGGUUCUAUUGCAGCUGACGGUGGAGGGGCAGGGCAGGGCAGGGCAUCAACACCGGUCAUCGAAGUCGACUACGUACAACUACAACCAUGCAGGAGGGAUUGGGGCAGCAAGUUACGACUGGGUGGUGGGACUAUGGCAUCAGGCGGGUCUGCGUACAAAGUACUACGGCAGUGCGGGUUGAUAUCACAUCACAAUGUUGCCCAUCCCUGGGUUCAGGCAGCAACAACGCAUCCUCCCCACCUCAGAGCCUACAUACAACCUUCAUCACCUUGCAGGUGACGAAAGUACACCGCACACCGCAUACCGCACACCUCACCCCGUACGUCCCGAGCUGGUGGACGCGAGCGAUAGGUCUCGGAACGUCUUUUUAUUUUCAUGAAUGGUAUCAACACGGCCAGAAAUACCGACAUACAAUUACUGAGGCAGACUGCCUUGUUGUAUCCUUGGUCCAACAGCCCAGGAGCCCUCUCGAGGGGUCGGAGAACCUCAACUUGCCAGAGGUGAGAAGAAAUGUCUAUCACAAUCAAAUCACAGGAAAUAAUCGGG